This is a messenger RNA of Strongylocentrotus purpuratus (purple sea urchin), 3738 nucleotides long. RefSeq names its product cubilin. NCBI's taxonomy places the organism in Eukaryota, Metazoa, Echinodermata, Echinoidea, Camarodonta, Strongylocentrotidae. The transcript is spliced from 17 exons. The record is from RefSeq and is a predicted model, not a curated record. Bases 104 to 3211 code for a protein of 1035 amino acids.
AAUCCCGCCUUUGAAUGUUAUGAAAUGACUGAUUACGUGCAGCCUGACUUUGGUAACAGCAAUCUCUACUUCAUUGAGAGCCAUUGUGCUGACAAAUACGAUCAUGGCUUUCCAUCCAGUGCAAACUGCUUUCUUGUUCUUGAUAGUUCAAUUACUUUACGACGCUACGGGAGCACAAACCUGUCACAAUGACGUCACCCUUACACAAGCCGAGCCCAAUACAACCAUCUACAUGCCCAACUACUACGACAGCCGCUUCCCACCGACUCCGUACACCUGCACCUGGCGGUUACCUGCCCCGGAAGGAUACAAGGUCCGCCUGACCUUGCGGGACGUUGAUACGACCAUGAGGGAAACGUUGACGGUGUAUUCCCGGGAAUCAACGCAGGGUAGUUACACCAUGGCACUAACAGGAGCUCUGAAUUAUCCCAUCGCACCGCUGAUUUCUCAAAGGACCGGUUUUUAUUUGAAGUACAACAAUGCAGCCCGUCGGCGAGAUGGGCGUGGUUUCCUUGCAGACGUGAGCUUGACAGAAGAAAUGCAGAACCCCGGUCCAGGAUCGUGCGGUGGAAAAAUUGUCCUCUCCAAGAAAGAACCGGUAGUGGACAUCCGUGCUCCUUACAGCUCUUCCGGUGUCACUGUACCCCUCUUACCCAAGCCCCUCGGCCAGGCGUCAUGCAGAUGGGUGGUCGAAGCCCCUCGCAAGAAGCGUGUUAAGAUAACUUGGAACAAGGUAGAUACCAAGAACGAAGCCAUUAUUGUCUAUGACCGAAGAGCCAUUCAGUCAAGCUCCAGAGCGAUCAAACUGAAAGGCCAGGUCAACUGGGGACUUGCGCCCUUCAUCUCUUCAACGAAUGCUAUACUCUUCGGUCUUGAGCGUGAGGGCGCCCUUGAAGUGGGAAAUGGAUUCCACGUGACAGUAGAAAUAACAGACGAGGUAGUAAUGCCUUACAGCUGCGGUGGAACGUACUUCCUGGAUGAAUCUGAAAUGCCAACCCUCAACAUCAGUUCACCUUACUACAACAAGCCAGAAACAAAUGGGAGCAUCAUCACCUGCUGGUGGUACCUCAAUGCCCCGGCCGGUAAACAGAUCCGCCUCGAGAUCCAAGACACCGACACAACACCUUUCGAGACUCUGAAGAUCUUCGAUGGCCGAUCCGAUUCUUCCAAGAUUCCGUUAGAGUUCCUCUACGGAGAGGAGAAGCGACGCUUGCUCGUAUCCACUGAAGGAGGUAUGCUUGUCAACCUUGAGGAUCGUCGGAUGUUCGGCCGAAAUGGGCGGGGUUUCACUUUAACGGCUUCUGUUUCAGACGACUUUUCCUGGAAUCUCUACGAGACACAUCCAUCCUGCGGCCAGGUGGUGUAUCUUGACCACGAACAGCCGCGCUACGAGUUCAGCUCUCUCAACUUCCCAAGUACAGCUCCUAACAUCGGCUACUCUUGCUUCUGGACCUUCCACAGUCCACCAAAUACGCAGUUGAUCCUGGACCUACCUUACGUCCAUCCCGUAACCCAGUCCUUUGGCGUAGAGCAGGAUGGCAUCCAGCUCCUGGAAAUGGAGAAUAUUCCUUUCCCGGUAGCCAAUCGUCUCCAGACAGGCAACAACCAAUCGGAGGUUUUGUUUUCUGGAGGGGAAUACAGUAACUUACUACAAGGCGGUUUUCUAGCAGUGAUGACGUUCGUGCCCAAAGGUUUUACCAACUGGACUUCUGGUGAAAUCUUCACCGAAUGCGGUGGAGUUCUAAAUCUGAACGAGGAUCUACCAACCUUGACUAUCACCACACCAAGCUACCCUCUCCUCACAGGGGCCUUUCACUCAUGCGCGUGGGUCAUUAGAGCCCCCGCUGGUUCGAACGUGGACGUUACCUUCUGUGAUCUCUCCAUCAAUGCACCCGGUUCAGUGAGUGUCUUUGACGGUCCCGAUCUACGGCAGAUGAUGUUCCAAAAGUCCGGUAGUGAGGUCCCAACUCCCGUUACCACGGCAACCAACGUGGCGAUCGUCCAGUACGAGUCUAGAGGAGGAACCGUGGGCAGAGGAGCCAAGUUUGUCGUAAGAGACUCGAGUUUCAAAACUAAUAUAGAUCCGUGUACGCUGGAAGAGACAUCAGAUGAAGUUUUAACCACACCAGUCACGGAUAGAAGGACUGUAUCGGAAAUCAAAAAGGAUGACGACCAACCGACCGAAUCUGGGUCAGGUGUCACUGUUGUAUGUGACAGUACGCAUAUGACGGUCUACCUCAACAGGUCCCUCUUUGCACCUGACAUCGACCCAAUGACCUUGAGGUUCAAAGACGAAAGUUGCUUUGGAUUCCAUCAUGAUGCGGACCAAAUCGCUCUCUCCACCCGAUACGACAAGUGCAAGACACAGAAAGAGUACAACGAUGAUUACAUCAUCUACUCCAACACGGUGGAGUAUAGCCACGCUAUUCUUAUCCCUGGAACAUUGAUAACCCGCGAUAAGAAACAGAUCGUCAUCCAGACCCGCUGUCAGCUGAACCGACGUCAAACAUUAUCCAGCCUGCCAACCAACGUUGUGGAAGAUGCGAAUGAGAUCAGCGAAACCGGGUAUCCGAAAUUUUUGCUUGAUCUCCAGCGUUUCACCGAUUCCAGUUUCACGCAGCCACUGAAUGAGACUUCGAGUGUGGUUCCGAAUCAGCGGCUCUUCUACGCUGUUAAUCUGACAACCGAUCCGGGUUUCGUGUUCUAUAUUGAGGACUGCUGGGCCACGCCAUCGUCCGAUCCUUUAGAUAAACAGCAGCAAAGUCUGAUAAGCAGCGGGUGUGAAGCCGAUGAAACCCUAACGAUGUAUACAAACAUCCGUUCUUCACUCCGGCCAUUUUCGUUUGAAGUAUCGACGUUAUCUGCCGGCAGUGAACAGAUCUACGUUCAUUGUGAGGCCGUCAUCUGCUACGAGAACGCUGUCAACUCUCGUUGUUCCAGAGGAUGCCUUAAAUCGAACCCCAACCGUGGUCGUCGUGAGGUCAACGAAAUGGACAUCGACCAGGAUUUCAACUCCAUUCCCCAUGUUGUCUCUCGCGGUCCUGUGUACUUGACCCGAUCGGACACGGUUCCAUCGGCAUUAGGAGGAGAGGGACACGGUUCGGAGGUCAGCGGUGUGAAUGGUUUGAAGCAAACAUUGAUCAGCGUGCUCGGUGUCGUAGUGGGCUUGGUGGUCGUCAUCGUGGUCCUUCGCCAGAUCAUAGCUCGUUGAUCUGAGGAUUGCACGAACGUCGACGGAGUAUAGAGUACACUUGAAAAUCCACAUACCCCAGGCUAUCCAGGAAUCAAAUACUCUGGAUUUUGUCUUUGUGCUUGGCUCUUUUAAACUAAAAUUCUCUUCUAUUCUAUUCUCAUCGCGCUCACCCGUUUAAUAAAUGGAUGAGGGCAAUUUCUUUGUUUCUUAAUAACUUGUCUUUGUUUAUUUGCAAUUACCAACAAUUGGACGGGCUGAAACUCGUGUUUUACUGAGUUUCAAAAGAUUUCUGGUAUAAUUGUUAAAUCAAGUUGUCAAUGGCAAUUAUAUAUUUCAAAAUUUGAAUUACACAUUCAUCUAUUUUUAGAAGAUUGUGAAUGUUGUAGGGGGGGAGGUAUUUGUCUGUCUUAUACCUAACGAAUCCCUGUGUAUUAACAGUUUAGUUAAUUUCAAAAGGUACCUAUCGGUGUAGGUUCUCAGCAGUUUUUAUUUUCUUUGUGGCCUGCUAAUAAAUUGUAUCCGAACAGGAUUCAAAUUCAUUUAAA